This is a messenger RNA of Penicillium mononematosum, 1164 nucleotides long. Its product is annotated as PQ-loop repeat-containing protein. The transcript has 2 exons. Gene Ontology annotation, cellular component: fungal-type vacuole membrane. Lineage: Eukaryota; Fungi; Ascomycota; Eurotiomycetes; Eurotiales; Aspergillaceae. Gene Ontology annotation, biological process: basic amino acid transmembrane export from vacuole. The record is from RefSeq and is a predicted model, not a curated record. The coding region runs from base 1 to 1164 and encodes 387 amino acids.
AUGUUCCCUUCGCAGGCGGCUAAUUUUAACAUUGAGGCCCUUAGCGGCAUCUGCGGAUCUAUUUCUAUUGCCUGCUGGGUUGUCGUUUUCUCCCCUCAGAUCAUCGAGAACUUCCGACGUGGCUCUGCAGAUGGCCUCUCUCUCAUCUUCCUCAUCAUCUGGUUGGCUGGCGAUGUGUUCAACAUCUUAGGUGCCGUCCUACAAGGCGUGCUCCCUACCAUGAUCAUCCUUGCAGUGUACUACACUCUAGCAGAUAUCGUUCUGCUGGGCCAGUGCUUUUACUACCGUGGGUUCAACCUCAGGGAGGAGCUAUCCCCCUCUACCACACCGGACCUUUUCGCAUCCAACGGUACUACAGAUGCGGAGCUGCAUGGCGCCGAUCAAGCAGCACCAACAGAGAGAUCAGCCCUCAUCCCAAAGUCCAGCGGCCAGGCCCAGACUCAAGACCCAGCUACAAACAUAACUGGACAGCAACCCCAAGCCGGGCCACACCCACCCUCCGCCGGAAGACGGCACUCAGCAGCGUCGUACCAUGAUCUCUUCCACUCAUCGGUAGACGCCACCCAUCUAUCACCCGCAACGCCCUUCGUGGAACCCACCUCCGAUUCCGCGGAACUGCGUGCUCAACGCGCCCGCCGUCGCCGCAUCUCCGCCCUCCAAUCCAUCCUGUUCAACUCCACGGCUGUCGCUCUAGUCUGUGCUGCGGGUGUGAUGGGCUGGUUCGUCAGCCCGGCAGCAAAGUCAUCAUCGCCAGACCCGGAACCUCUCACCAUGGACGUUCUGGGUCAGGUAUUUGGUUAUUUCUGUGCAGUCUUGUAUCUUGGCUCACGCCUGCCCCAGCUUCUCUUGAAUUACCGCCGCAAAUCAACGGAUGGUGUUUCACUGCUGUUCUUCCUCUUUGCUUGCAUCGGGAACUUGACUUAUGUGCUCUCUAUUCUGGCAUACUCGCCUAUUUGCCAUGGGUCUUCCGAAGAGGUUCUGGGCCACCGCCGUCACCGUGCGCAUUGUCGUCCUGGUGAGCUAGCUGCGCUGUAUGGCCGGUAUAUCUUGGUGAACUUGUCCUGGCUGGUUGGUAGUGCUGGCACGCUGCUGCUGGAUAUGGCGAUCUUUACACAAUUCUUCCUGUAUCGCGAUGGCAAAAGUGAUGAGGAGGAGGAAGAGUAG